Messenger RNA from Athene cunicularia (burrowing owl), 3041 nucleotides. It is a transcript of the gene CAVIN2, whose product is annotated as caveolae associated protein 2. The record is from RefSeq and is a predicted model, not a curated record. The transcript is spliced from 2 exons. Gene Ontology annotation, molecular function: protein kinase C binding. The coding region runs from base 45 to 1232 and encodes 395 amino acids. Gene Ontology annotation, cellular component: cytoplasm; caveola. Lineage: Eukaryota; Metazoa; Chordata; Aves; Strigiformes; Strigidae.
CUUAAGAGCGGCGCCGGCAUCCGCCAUCCCAUCCCGGCGCAGCGAUGGGGGAGGCAGCGGGUGGCAGCGCGGUACCUCCGCUACCGCCGUCGGAGGCGGUCGGGGGGCAGGUGAACGCCCUGACCGUCCUGGCCUUGCUGGAGAAACUGGUGUCGAUGUUGGAAGCGGUGGAAGGGCAACAGCGGCAGAUGGAGCAAAGGCAGCGGGGUUUAGAAGGGGCGGUGCGGGGUAUUCAGGGAGACCUGGGGAAGUUGUGUCGAAGCCACGGGGCGACGGGUGAAGCGGUGGAGAAGCUGCUGGAGAAGUCGCGGAAGGUGUGCGCUCACACCCGCGCCGUGCGGGAGAGGCUGGAGAGACAGUGCGACCAGGUGCGACGCCUCGAGCAGCAUCACGCCCAGCUGCUCCGGCGGGACCGCUUCAAGGUGCUCAUCUUCCAGGAGGAAAAUGAGAUCCCUGCCAGUGUUUUUGCAAAAGAGCCUAUUCCCAGCAUCACAGAAGGAAAAGAGGAGCCUGUGGAUGAGAACAAAACACUGGAGGAAACUUUGCACACGGUGGAGUUGUGUUCAGAUGAUGAAAUGUUUCACGAGGAAGAUGAUAUGGAUGAUAGUGCAGAGGAAAAAACAGAAGAAUCAAGAGCUGAGAAAAUUAAAAGAUCCAGCCUCAAGAAGGUAGACAGCCUCAAGAAAGCAUUUUCCCGCCAAAACAUUGAGAAGAAGAUGAACAAGAUCAGCACAAAGAUUGUCUCACCUGAACGGAGAGAAAAGAUCAAGAAAUCGCUUACUGUACAUCAUCAGAAAUCCUCUUCUUCAAAGAGUUCAGCUUUCAAAGUAUCUCCCCUCACAUUCAACGUGAAGAAAGUCCGUGAAGGAGAAAGCCCUGCUGAAGCUGAGGACAGACCAACAGAAACUACAAGCAAUGACCAAGCUGAGAAUGAGGAUGAGACAUCAUUUGCUGACAUGCACUCAGAUAUGACACCUACCACCUCGCUGACCGAGGAGGGCAAAGCAGUAGCUGAUUCUCUAGAGAAGGAAACCAGAAUGGAAGGGAAUGCCAUGAUGAACAACAACAUUGAGCUGUCCAUUGUUGAAGAUGAUGAAGACUAUAGGAUGCCUCUACAAGUUUCUAGCCAGAAACUGUAUGAUGAAAGAAACAACCCAGUCAGCGGGGAAAUGGAACAAUCUGAUGAAGAAACGACCCAGGCAGCAGUCCUGCAGAUAGACCAAACAGCAUAAUCAACCCAAGUCUUCCUGCACCUUCCAGAUAUGCACGGUUUUACUUAAGCGAGUAACUGGUUUCUGCUACACAGGUGUUAGUAGCGAUUUGGUUUAUUCCAUCCUUUUCUCUGCAGUGGUAAUUUAUUGCAUCGUGUUGGAAUGCAGAAUGAACGAGGUCAGUGACGCAGGCUGCAACAUGCUCCAUUUUAGGCUGAAUCACCGGUGUUUAUUAAUUUAAAGAUGCUGUCCGCUGGUUUAAGAGACAAUCAGGAAAAGAGUAUGUCUAGUAGAAGCAAGCUGGUCAACUGUCUUUUCUUAUAGUUAGGUCAGAGGAACGUGUGGAGAGUAGUCAAAACCCAAACAUUUCCAUUCUGUUUUCUUCCCUCUCAGUAUUUCACGACACUGUGAGUAGUUUUAUAUGUCAAUGUAGAAAUACAGUUGAGAACAUUUGAUUUCGGUUUUCUUGCUAUGCUCUGUGAAUACUAACAGCCUCAGGAACUGUGCAUACAUGUAUAGUUUGUUUGGGGCUUCGCUCCACGAUGCUAAAAGAGCAGAGUACUUAAGAGGGCAAAGCUGAAAAGUGGUUCCAUCCCUUUCAGUGAGGGAAAGAUUUUUGCCAGUAGCCUCUCGCUAUUCACUUAAAAGAAGUGACUGUGUUUAGGUGAAAAUUAAAAGAUGUUUUUCAAUAUACUGGAGUUAUGGAAGUACAUUAAUGACAAGCAUGAAUGUGUGAUUGGUUACUGUACCUUUAAGAGAUCAGAAAUUGAAAAAAAAGUAGAAAGAAUUUGACAGAAACAUGGAGAGAGUCUGAAGAAAGUACAAAAUAAUAUGAAAUAUAAAAAAAGCAAAACUAAAACCCCGCAAUAUUAAGUCUAUACUCCCAGCUUACGGAAUAUAUACUCAGAUAACACUAAUUAAUUCAUUCUUAGUCUUUAUAGCAGUAUACUAUCAAAAUUUGCACCUGCACAACUUUGUAUCUCAGAGUAUUUUGAAAAUAGCAUAACUUUUUACAAAUUAUUUCAUAUAGAGCUAUAUCUACACAGAAGAGUUAGAAAAUUACAGGGAUGUAAGGACAAUUUUUUCAAAAAGGUGAAAUACUCUUUUAGGCAUAUCUAAAGGGAACAACGCGUUAUGGAUUGAACUUCAUGGCAGGGAUGAGUUUACACGAGGAUGAGUCCACAAAGCCACAGGAUUUGAUUCUCUGCUGAUAAUCUCCAUCAAAGCCACCUACAUGCUCUCAAAAUUACAAGCCUGUAAUUUUUCAAAAUUAAUUGAAAAUGAGAAGUUACAGGGUAGUUUGUUCACUAUGAAUGUUCAUUCCUGUCACUUACAGGUAGGGAAAGGGAGGAAAGUGAAGCACAACACCCACAACAGUUACCUUACAUCCUUGUUUGUUUAUGCAGUGGGUUAUUUUUAUUUUUAUAUAUAUAUAUAUAUAUAAAAUUCUACUGAUACUUAACAUUGCACUAAAAGGUUUCUUCCUUUAACUUGUAUUUAGAAUCACAAAUUACAGGGGAAAUAAAAACUGCAGAAAAAAUAUAAUUCUGAAAUGAUUAACAGGUAUUACUCAACAGGGGUAAUAUCUGUAACCAGUAAAUCACACUGGAAGUUAGUUGAUAAGAGCUUAGAGUAGGUGAGUACUAUUAGGAGUUAAGCUCUUAAGUGUAUGGUAUCAUAUAGGAGAUACUGUUUGUUAAAAAAAAAAAAAAAGUCAUGGCAUAACUCGUGCAGCUAUAUUUUUAUUUUGUAUUAACUACAAUGGAUUUCAAUAAUUUUUAAUUGUAACUAACUACAAAUAUGACAAAUAAAAGCAUGACAGAAAACACA